This is a messenger RNA of Protopolystoma xenopodis, 1488 nucleotides long. The record is from the annotation of a GenBank genome assembly. NCBI's taxonomy places the organism in Eukaryota, Metazoa, Platyhelminthes, Monogenea, Polystomatidea, Polystomatidae.
GCAACUGAUACGUUGCUAUGCGCCCGACUACACCUCGUCGUCGGCCUCCUCAUAAUCGGCCAAUUGGUUGGACUGGUGCUGUUGCAUCGAAGCCUCAGCGUCCACUCCGACCAGCAUUCCAGCCCUCGGGCUCAUUCCGUCGUCCGAGGCUGGGCCGGGCAGUCGGGCCGACGCAGUCGACGCCAACAAAAGGGCGCCUGUCUUGCUCUAGCCCACUCGUUGCCAUGGGCAUUGGCCGCCGGUUGCGCCCUAUUCAUCGCCCUUUAUCCGCUCCCCUCGACGUCGACGUCGACGUCGCCGUUGAGUCGUGGUGAUGUCGCGGCUUCGGUGAACUUUUUCUUCGGCGGACUCGACUCCCUUCUGCUCUGUACCGGUACCGGAGGCCGUGAGGCGCCGGGCAACACGGUGGCUCGACUCACCUGCCCUUUGCUCGUCCUUCUCCCGUUGGCCUGUCUCACGGCAACCAGCGCUGCCGGGCUCAUCUGCCUUCAGCGCCGAUCGGUCCAACGCCAGCGGGUGCUGGGCUCGAGGCCGGCCGGCUCGCCUCGGCUUCGGGUGCACAUCUGCCUGUUGCAGAGUCUCGUGGUGCUCGUGGUGCUCGUUGAGUUGGCCAGCAGCGGACUGGCCGCCGUCUGGCGCAUGACAGUCGCCUUGACGACGACAGAUCGUGUGCUCGAGGCCGAGCCGCGGACUCACCAUCGACGCUACCUGUUCGGUCAACGUCUCCUCCUCCUCCAUCUGGCGCUGGAUCCGUUCCUGCUCAUCUUUCUGCUCGAUCGACUCGGCCGAGUCUGUCGUCGCCAGACGACGGAGUCGCGCUGGUGCGAACCCUCGCGGCCGCAGGCCAACGGCCCGACGGUGCGGCGCGGUCGAGUCGGACGACUGGACUCGAACCGACUGGCACCAGCCAACCGCACAACCGGGCUUCACUUGACCGGACCUCCUUUGGACUCGUCGGCUUCAGCUUCGGCUUCGGCGGCGGCGGCAGCCGCGGCCGCCGCUGCAGCCGCCGCUGCGUCCGGAGGCUUCUUCACCCUCAGCAGCUGCAUUCCACUGCCCUCGGGUCGUCUGUCGGCCGAGUCCCGGCUCGUCUCGACCGGGUCGCCGCUCCUCUCCAGCCUCAUUGUCUCCUCUUCGCCCGGAGACCCACUGACUCCGCUCGCCACCGACUCGGCGGCAACGGCUAUGGCGGGACUCGAACCCGGCGCCGGCGCUGGCCCGGCUUACCCUUUGGCCGGAGGCUUUGUCCAGCUCUGCCAGCACCAUCAGACUGCCCGGGUCGCCAGAAACUCUGGUCACCUCGGCCCAUCAGGCGCUCGGUCUGCCCAGUUGUGGCGGAUCCAGCAGCAGCGGAGUAGAGAGCACAACAAGCGCCAUCCUCUUGCCAGGCGCCAAGGAGCCUGCUCACUCGCUACCAGUCACCCUGUUCCCGGCUACCGGAGUCACAUAACUCAACUAGCAGCAUCGUCAAAAUUGGUCAGUACGUGA